Messenger RNA from Atta colombica, 589 nucleotides. RefSeq names its product 28S ribosomal protein S5, mitochondrial-like. The transcript has 3 exons. The annotation marks the transcript as partial. Lineage: Eukaryota; Metazoa; Arthropoda; Insecta; Hymenoptera; Formicidae. The record is from RefSeq and is a predicted model, not a curated record.
UUUUGUCAUUGACUGAUGUCAAAGAAGUCUUGAACGAGAAUCAAUGUAAAUUAAUAAAAGUUGAAAAUGAUUCGAACGUGUUUGUUACGUGUUUGUGGAUUUGUGAAAAAUUCGCCAAGAAACGUUUCAUUUGUGAACAAUGAUAUACAUAAUUUAUUUACUGUUGAUUACAUAUAUUCACAUCUGUUAAAGACGCACAUCCCUUUAGUACAUAAUACGAGGAAUACGACGUUUUUUGUAAAUAAAUCUGCGGAUGAAUUAUGGAAGGGUGUGACAACUGUCAGUAAUGCAGGAAGACAGAGAGGUAGAGCAAAAGGCUUGGCAAGAAAGAGAGAUUUAAACAAGGGUCAGAUUAUUGGAGUAGGAAAAAUUCCAAUGCAAUUCCCUGGUCUCAAUACUCCUAUGAUUAGAGGUAAACAAAUCAUGGAACAUCAAAAGUUACCUGUUGAUCCUGAAAGAGAAGAAAAACUCGCUAAGCAGCAGCUCCGUCCAAUGAAAUCAAAACAGAAAUUGUCACCUUUGGAACGUGGUUGGACAGGUGGUCAUAUUGGUGGCAGAAAGAUUGGACCACCAGAUCCUAUCGGAGAAG